AUGGGUCGUUCACGUAGCACCCAGGAUGAUAUUGAAUCGAAUUGCGACGAAGAGCCAUCGUCUUGGCGCGAGUGGGCGACGAUUAUAAGCUGGUGUGUACUGGGGUACUUGUGCCUCAUUCUGAUUGUGAUUGGUUAUUUUGACCCAUCACUCUUGCCAAUCGAUCCAUCGGCCCUGGUGUUCAACAAGGGUAUUUCCCCGUUUUUUGCCUUCUCGCGUGGAUCGGAGCAUUUUCCGAAACCGCAUGGCUUUAAGAUUGUUGCACUAGUGCCUUUCAGGUAUCACGAGCGUACAGAAAUUCUUGAUUGCUAUUUGCAGAAAAAUCUAGUCCACAAUCAUGGUUUUCUUGACCAGGUCGUUUUUGUGCCUCAGACACACGAUACCGUUAGUCUGGAAUGGCUAAGAUCCACAGUAAUGGAGACCCCUGGGUAUGCUAUAGCUCCACCUGGUCAGGACAUGGACUGGAAAAUCACUCGGGACAACGUUAUGUACAUUCGCAUUGAUGGAGAUGUCGUCUUUUUGGAAGAUCAUACCAUUCCCACGAUUGUGAAAACCAAGUUGGAUAACCCCAACUCGCUGAUGGUCUCCGCCAAUGUUGUGAAUGAGGCUGCCCUUGCAACACUACAUAGCCAUACCGGCGUUGCUCUUCCGUACCUACCGGAGCUACAUCAUGUCGAGCAGCCGUCUCGAUCCAAAUCCCAGCUCAGCCAUGGGUGGCGGGCCUCAAGCUUGCCCGCAUGGCAAGGGCCAGCAAGCUUUCGAGUUCAAAAGGGAUUCAAACCACCAUUCGAGGGUCACCGAUGGUUGUUGCCCGCCGAUCCAGGUCCUGAUCGAGAUCCUAUCGCGGCGUCGGUAUACACGGAAACUGGACCGACUCUAGAAGACUGGACGGUUGCUGCCCAGCAACAUUACUCGUUUCUUCACCAUCUUGAAUUGAAACAUUUGAAGUUGUACAAAUUUCCUCUUUGGGCAGAUCCCACCGAGCCGAUCAGCCAAAAUUUCGGAUGUUUCUGGGGGAAAGAUGCGUUGGCUCUUCGUGAGAUUUUCGAGCGCAAUCCCACCAAUAACGAACUUCAAAAGCCAUGGAUUGGAGUCAAUGGCACCAGACCGCAUGUCAAAAUUGAUGGAAAGGGUCUUGCCUCCCAUUACUCUGCCAGUUCAGGAACUGAGGGUCUAGAUUCAACUGAUGUCUUGGACCGCUAUCGAGCAUAUGCCCAAGAGAAAGUCUGUCGAUAUACAUCGUGA
Molecule: messenger RNA, 1245 nt
Organism: Penicillium verhagenii
Lineage: Eukaryota; Fungi; Ascomycota; Eurotiomycetes; Eurotiales; Aspergillaceae
Exons: 2
Coding region: 1-1245 (414 amino acids)
Source: RefSeq, a predicted model, not a curated record